This is a messenger RNA of Drosophila novamexicana, 1539 nucleotides long. RefSeq lists its product as uncharacterized. The record is from RefSeq and is a predicted model, not a curated record. The transcript is spliced from 7 exons. The coding region runs from base 1 to 1539 and encodes 512 amino acids. Lineage: Eukaryota; Metazoa; Arthropoda; Insecta; Diptera; Drosophilidae.
AUGAGCGCCAGCGGCAGCAACACCCACAAUAUAGCCACCGCUACCGUCACGGCCACCGUCACCAGCUCUGGCAUCACCACUGGCACCGGCACCGGCAGCGGCAGCAGCUCCUCGCACAUAUUUCGCUCGCUGUCAUCGGAGAGCCAGAAACGGGAAUGGUCCAAGCGUCUGUCGCUGCGUGGCAUGCGGCAUGGCGGCGCGGGCGCCGCGAGCCUCGCUACCAGCAAAGAGGAGAGCAUGAGCGCGGGCGUAGCCGCAAGUGGCAAACACCGCAAAUUCUUUAGCCGCUCCGCUUCCUUGAAGCAGGCGGGCAGCGGCGGCGGCAGCACGCAAGCCUCCAUGGAAUUGCAUGUACCUGGACACUCAUCGGCAGCUGGUUCGCCAUCUGGACUGGCCCAGCCGCAGCCACUGACACAGCCGUCGACGCCAAAGAAAUCCAAUUGGGAGGUGAUCGAACAUUUCAAUACCAGCGCCAAGGGAGGCAAGGCGAUGGUGAGCAGCAGCCUGAUUGCGGCUGGCAUCACACGCUGCAACAUUGACGAGUCAAUUGAUUCAACCAACUCGAGCUCCACCUGCCACAGCCCAAUGAUCUAUCAGCGCGACGAGGCGCAGCUGCUGCAGCAAUCCGAUGGCCGGAGCAAUGUGGAGGCCAACAAUCCAAGCACCACGGGCACUCAGGCAGCUAGUCCCAGCAUCUCGUUCUGGUAUCGCUUGAAUCGCAUCAUUCUGCGUCUGUGCUCGACGCAUCAGUUCAAGAACCUGCAGGUGGAAAUGCUUUAUCAGCGUUAUUUUCUGCGUAUGAAUCAAAGUAAUACCACGCACAUUCUGGCCCUGUUGCUGGCGCUUAUUUUGGCACUAUCCUGCACGCAAAUUGUCUUCACAACGCUGCAACUGCGCCGCAGCCAAUCAACUGACACGGGCCUCACAUCGGCAACGAUCAGAUUGGCGCCUCAAUUUCUGGACGCCAAUAGAACCAGCGAGAACCUUACGCACUUUAUGCCAGAAUUGCCACCGCCCACACCACAGCAAAUGAGCCAUCAGACGGUGUCCAUAACGACGCCAACAACGCCAAGCGCAGCACAAAUUCCGAACAGCAUCGAGCUGCCGCAUGCCCGCAACGAUAAUGGGGCACAACGGCCAACUGUGGCAGCCAGUUGGGUGACGGGGCGCAGGCAGAAGCGUAAGCAUUAUCGACGCAUGCACAAGCAUCGCUACAAGCAGUACCAGCAUCGGGUCAGAUACAAACGUGCCGCGCAGCCACUGUUCACUGACAUUGACCGACUGAAUGCGGCCUCUGUGGAUGUUGUUGCCAUUGUUGAUGAUGAUGGAGAUGAUGGCGUUAAACGCUUUACGGAGGAGCGCAACAACAACGAAAUCCGCCGACGUUUGUCCUUCUCCGGCAGCCGCCAGGCACGUGAUGAAGUGCCCAAACUGACGCUGUUUGAUGGCGAUGCCAACGGCACGGACCAGGAGCAGAAGGAGGAGGUGCCUGAGGCGCAGACAGAAUCUGGACUUCUGUUCUGGUUUUUCUCAUUGUGA